AUGAAAGGAGGAGAAACAAGCUCUGGUGGAGGAGGCCAGGAUGAUUCUUCUACUGCUGUUUCUUCCAGAAAGAACAAGAAACCCAAAUAUUCUAGAUUCACACAGCAAGAGCUUCCUGCCUGUAAGCCUAUUUUAACGCCGGGAUGGGUCAUUUCAUCAUUCAUUUUUGUUGGAAUUGUCUUUAUCCCUAUAGGCCUUGCUUCCUUGUUUGCGUCAGAGCAUGUGGUGGAAAUUGUGGAACGAUAUGACAAAGAUUGCAUUCCUCCCGAUUACAGAAAUAACAGCCUACAUUAUAUCCAAACCAGCGAAACUAACAAGACGUGUACUAGGACCUUUCACGUUCCUAAGCACAUGAAAGGCCCUGUUUUCAUCUAUUACGAGCUUGAUAACUUUUACCAGAACCACCGUCGAUAUGUAAAAAGUCGAAGUGAUAAACAGUUGCGAAGCAAGGCCAGUGAAGCUACCACAGGUACCUGCAAACCAGAAGCAGUCACGUCGAAUGGGCAGCCAAUUGUUCCUUGUGGCCUUGUUGCUUGGAGUUUGUUCAAUGACACAUACAGUUUUUCAAUAAAAAACGAGGCUUUAAAUGUCAGCAAAAAGGACAUUGCUUGGAAGAGUGACCAGGAGCAUAAAUUUGGUUCUGAUGUUUAUCCAAAAAACUUCCAGAGUGGAAGCUUUAUUGGAGGUGGGAAACUCAAUUCAAGCAUACCUUUGAGUGAACAAGUAGAUCUUAUUGUAUGGAUGCGUACUGCUGCACUGCCAAAUUUCAGAAAACUUUAUGGAAAGAUAGAGAGGGACCUUGAAGCUAACUCUACAAUCACAGUUAUCAUUCAGAAUAAUUAUAAUACUUAUGGUUUUGGAGGCAAAAAGAAGCUGGUUCUUUCAACCACAAGUUGGAUAGGUGGAAAAAAUAAUUUCCUGGGUAAAGCAUAUCUCACUAUUGGUGGCUUGUGCUUGUUCUUGGCAGUAUGCUUCAUAUUUGUAUAUGUCUUAAAGCCAAGGCCCCUUGGUGAUCCAUCCUACUUAUCGUGGAACAGGAAUCCAGGAGAACAUGUGAAUUAG
Messenger RNA from Dovyalis caffra, 1062 nucleotides. NCBI's taxonomy places the organism in Eukaryota, Viridiplantae, Streptophyta, Magnoliopsida, Malpighiales, Salicaceae. The record is from the annotation of a GenBank genome assembly.